AGUUAUCCUGCUAGCUGCAAUUCUGUUUCACAGGUUUUGAAGAGGAAGGAGUUGACUGUAUUGAAGCACUUGAUUGGUUGACGAGCUCUAACCUCUAUACUGUAAUAGUCAGUUCCCUCUCUGAACUGCAUGACAUUCUCAGCACACCAGAUCCAAACUCCUGGCUUUCUGGACACUCACUUAUCAGUGCAGCCAGGAACUCCUUUUCAAAACUGAUGGACAAUCUGAGCGUAUUGAUGGAGACAGUUCAAGGGAACCCUUGUGGUUGCAGAGCUUACCUGGAGAGGGACUCCCUGAUACAGAGGCUGGCUUGUGGACUUCACAGAGUGAAUGCCCAGGCCCUGGAAGCUGGAUUUUAUGACAGACUGCCCAGCACAAGAAACAUAGCAAUCUUGCAGCAAGAAGUAUUUAAAUUAUCACGAAGGCUUCAUACAGCAGAGGUAGAGUCCCACUCACUGCACCUACAGCUUGCAGAAUUCAAAUGGACUUUCAAUGAGAUGCAGAAGGAUGCUGAAAAAGCCCACAGACUUCAAGAGCAGUUAAAUGCACUUCAAAAUAAAAUAAUCACCCAAGACAAUAUACGUGACGAGCUGGAUAAAGCUUUGCAGCGUGAGCAUGAGGCAAGAUUGCUUUUACAAGAACACCAGCAACGGCUUCAGGAGUUAAGUGAUAGACUAGAAUUGCACACACGUGCAGACCCAGAUAGAAACCAAGUCUCAAAGGCGUCUCUGAUGAGCCUCCAUGAUGCCACAGAGGAGCUGAGAAGAGACCAAGUCCUGAAUCACCAGAAGAGUCUCCUGAAAGACAUAGAGCAGGACCGGCAGCGGCUGCAUGAGACUCUCCAGGAGGCAGAACAUGCCCUCCAACAGGCAGCAAAAGACAAAGAGUUGAUGAUUAAUCAUAUGAAAGCUGUUGAUGCCACCCUGAAUGCGAUCAAAGAUCAGGCCACGGCAUCAGGUGCUGCAGCAGCCACGCUACUCCCCAGCCUGAAGUUUGAGACCCUUUCAGAGGAAACAGUGAGCAGCAGGCCAGAGGUUAUAGCAUUCCAGAAUGUGCUUAAAAGUUUUAUGGAGCUCUACUCACUGGCAUCUGCCAGACAUGAAGCAUUAACAACAGGAAGAGAAUCUUCAGGGGUUCACAUUAAACCUGAAGCAGCUGUUACACCUCCUGCUCCUCCUUCUAAAGAACCUUUUUGGCGUCGUAUUGGGCGCCAACUAGCCAAAACACCUCCUGCUCAUGCUCGUGACAGUAAUGAAUCUGUUGGGCCUCGCUUUGUGCCCAAAGGAGAUGCUGCACCUCAUGAUCCUGAAAGCAAUGAUAUUUUCCAACCUCGUGUUUCACCCCAAGCAAGUGUUACUGCUCCUGCUACUCCUGCUCCUACUCUGUCUCCCAAAGAUAUUUUUCAGCCUCACCUUUCACCUCAAGCAUCCAGUAUACCAGCUUCUCAUACUCCUGCUUCUGGUGAAUCUUUCCAGCUUCCCUCUGUACCCCAAGGAACCUGUACACCUCGUGGUCCUGCUCCUGGUGGAUCUUUUCAGCUUCCGUUUGUACCCCGAGGAACCGGUACACCUCGUGGCCCUGCUCCUGAUGGAUCUUUUCAGCUUCCCUCUGUACCCCGAGGAACCAGGACACCUCGUGGUCCUGCUCCUGGUGGAUCUUUUCAGCUUCCCUCUGUACCCCGAGGAACCGGUACACCUCGUGGCCCUGCUCCUGAUGAAUCUUUUCAGCUUCCCGCUGUACCCCAAGGAACCUGUACACCUCGUGGUCCUGCUCCUGGUGGAUCUUUUCAGCUUCCGUUUGUACCCCGAGGAACCGGUACACCUCGUGGCCCUGCUCCUGAUGCACAUAGGGGAGAGCCUAGACAAAGAACCUACAUUUUGUCUGGACCCGACACAACCCCUGGUGUGUCAUCCUACAGGACCUACAUUUUUUCUGGAAGCCCUGGUGUGUCAACCUACAAAACCUACACUGUGACUGGAACCAACACAACCCCUGGAUCUUUCAGGCUUCCCUCUGUACCCCAAGGAACCCGUACACCUCGUGGCCCUGCUCCUGAUGCACAUAGGGGAGAGCCUAGAAAAAGAACCUAUAUUUUGUCUGGACCCGACACAACCCCUGGUGUGCCACCCUACAGGACCUACAUUUUUUCUGGAACCCCUGGAUCUUUCUGGCUUCCAUUUGUACCCCAAGGAACCUGUACACCUCGUGGUCCUGCUCCUGAUGAAUCUUUGCAGGUUCACUUUGAACUUGAAGCAGCCACUUCACCUCCUGCUCCUGCUGCUGCUCCUGCUUCUCCUCAUGAUGACUCUUUUCGGCGUCACAUUGAACCCGAAGCAUACAGUACACAUCCUGCUCCUGCUCCUGAUGACUCUUUUUGGCUUCCUGUUUUACCACAAGCAGCUCGUCCACCUCCUGCUCAUGCUCAUGAUGAACCUUUUUGGUGUCGCAUUGGACACCAUCUAGCCAAAACACCUCCUGCUCAUGCUCGUGACAGUAAUGAAUCUGUUGGGCCUCGCUUUGUGCCCAAAGGAGCUGCUGCACUUCAUGAUCCUGAAAGCCAUGAUAUUUUCCAACCUCGUGUUUCACCCCAAGCAAGUGUUACUGCUCCUGCUACUCCUGCUCCUACUCUGUCUCCCGCUGAUAUUUUUCAACCUCGUGUUUCACCCCAAGCAAGUGUUACUGCUCCUGCUACUCCUGCUCCUACUCUGUCUCCCGCUGCACAAUGGAGAGAGCCUAGACAUCGACAUUUUAGCUGUGCACCAGAAAGUCAGCUUGACCAGAAUUAUGGCCAAGAUUUCUGGCUGCUGCAACCUGAAACUGACCUAUCCUCUGAUGUGAUAUGCCACAGUACUCACACUGUGUCUGGAAGCAACACAACGGCCGGUGUGAGACCUGACAGAAACUACACUUUGUCUGCAUCCAACAUACCUUCCAGUGUGGUUACUGGCAGAAACUACAGUAUGUCUGAAACCAACAUACCCUCCAGUGUGACACCAGGCAGAACAGGUUUUGGGUCAUCAAUGGACAUAUCCUCUCACGUGAUACCUGGCAGAAACUACAGUAUGUCUGGAAUCAACAUACCCUCCAUUGUGACACCAGGCAGUACAGGUUUUGGGUCAUCAAUGGACAUAUCCUCCCACAUGAGACCCAUCAGAACUUACAGUACGUCUGAAACCAACAUACCCUCCAGUGUGACACCAGGCAGUACAGGUUUUGGGUCAUCAAUGGACAUAUCCUCUCACAUGAGACCCAUCAGAACUUACAGUAUGUCUGAAACCAACAUACCCUCCAGUGUGACACCAGGCAGUACAAGUUUUGGGUCAUCAAUGGACAUAUCCUCCCAUAUGAGACCCAUCAGAACUUACCGUGUGUCUUCAGCCAACACAUCCAAUGUGACACCCAGCAGAAGAGGCAUUGGGUCAUCACUGGAUACAUUCAUCAACCUAAUACCAACCACAACCGAUACUGGGUCAUCAAUGGAUGCAUCCUCACGCAUGACACAAAGUAGAACUUUUACCGUGUCUUCAGUCAACAUGCCCUCCAGACUUACAGAGAACAGAACUGGUACUGGGUCUUCAGUCAACACAUCCUUCCAUUUCAGACCACACAGAACCAGUUCUUUGCCUUCAGUCAGAUCUUCCAGCCAGGACGAAUCCAGCACCAGAAGAAAUCAGGGAAUUUAAUUAUUGGAGUCCUGGUCAUGUCAGUUUUCUUAAGCAAUAUCCUAGCUUCUCUUCAGAAGCAAAAACCCCAGCAAGUAAAAAGAACUAAUUAAAGUACAGUUUGUAUUGCACCUUUGUAUUGUA
Molecule: messenger RNA, 3806 nt
Organism: Cyanistes caeruleus (blue tit)
Lineage: Eukaryota; Metazoa; Chordata; Aves; Passeriformes; Paridae
Source: RefSeq, a predicted model, not a curated record